AGAGUGAAGAACCCAGGCAGACAGUGAAGAAAAAAAAAAACAGGGUUCAAAUGAAGGGAGAAGAGUUCAGAUAGACAACAAAGAGCCAGACUUAAAAGAAGCUUUCAAAGCAGGGACAUAAAAAGCGUGUAGAAAGUCAGGGUGAGACACUGGACGAGAGUGGAGGGAUAUAUUCAGUUCUAAAAAAGAAUGGGCUCCCCGGUGAGCGGUGCUGAUGCUCUUCUCUUUAACUCUCUGCUGGCUUUGCUCUUCGGAGUUUCUACAGUCCUGGGCCAAGACCUGAGAGAGAGGGAUGCACUCUGUAAUGUGGACGGCUGCUUUGUGGUCUAUUUUCAACGAAAAACCUUCCUGGAUUCAUGGAGAUCCUGCAAAGAGAAAGGUGGCAACCUAGUGACCAUUAAAAGAAAGGAGAAUGAAAACACUAUCAACACACUUUUUUCCACUGUGGAUUUACGCCACUCACGCACCAAAGUCCAGGUGUGGAUCGGCCUGCAGCGCCAUCCUCGCCAGUGUACUACUACACGCCCGCUGCGGGGUUUCUCUUGGACUACCGGAGACCAGGACACAGAAUAUACCAACUGGCAGAAAGAGGACUCCCCUAGCAUGUGCACGGUGCCUCGUUGUGUGGCCAUAGGUUACAGCACUGAAGAGCAGCAUGAUAACUUCAAAUGGCUGGAUGGUUCCUGCUCAGUCCCUGUAGAUGGGUAUCUUUGCCAUUACACAUAUAAAGGAAUGUGUCCCGCCUUGUGGAGUGAAGGUGCAGGCAAUGCCCUUUACACCACACCAUUUAACCUUCUAAGCUCACUGCUUACUCAUGUACCCUUUGGAUCUGUUGCUACCAUGCCCUGCCCAGCAGGCACCAAAGAGGAACAGUCUGUUUUGUGUAUGAUAAAGGAAAAUGGCUCAGUGGGGUGGUCACGAGAUUCCCCUUUAUGCUCUGAUCCCCCUUUAUCACGCAACUGGUGUGAGCCAAAUAAUGGUGGAUGUGAGCAUUUUUGCAGGCUAGCCGGCACUCAGGUCUACUGCGAAUGCACAGAUGGGUAUCAACUGGGAGAUGAUGGGCAAAGCUGUGAGCCUUCUGAUAUUUGUGACGGGGCCCCCUGCAAGUUUGAUUGUAUGUCCCUUUCGGAUGGGGAGGGUUGCAUGUGCCCUGACGGAUACAUGCUCGCACCAGAUGGACGUGGUUGUCUGGAUGUAGACGAGUGCCUCCAGAGUCCUUGCGAACAACUUUGCGUGAAUACUCCGGGGUCAUUCGAAUGUCAGUGUCAGGAAGGUUACUAUUUAGAUGAUGAAGGUCUAUGUGAGGAUUUAGAUGAGUGUAUAAAUGACCCAUGUGAACACGCCUGUGAAAACACCCCAGGAUUUCAUAUCUGCCACUGCCAUCUGGGUUUUUCCCCAGUACCUGAGGACCCAAGCCGAUGUCAAGACACUGAUGAGUGCCAAAUCCCUGGGACAUGUGAGCAGAUGUGUGUGAAUUAUGAGGGUGGAUUUGAGUGCUACUGCGAGGAAGGCUAUGAACUUUUGUCUGAUCACUAUUCAUGUCAGAAGAGAAGGGGAGAUGAUCAAUCCGCUGUUACCCCUCCCUUUCCUUGGGUCACUCACCGACCUGGGCCUGGAUGGGAGUCCAUGGACUAUGACUGGACUCUGCCGCAGAGCCACACUGGCUGGCCUCCAGAAGAGGAGCAGUCUCUGGACUGGCUGACUGAUCCACCAAGAAUUUUGAGUUCUGAUGUAAUUUGGGUCACCAGUGCUCCGCAGGAAGAACUGGCCUUUGACUCAGCACUGGACCUUCCAACACAGGGGGCUGAGAAUGAUCGGGAACACACAGACAAAGGAGAUGACUGGGUGAAGCGAUCUCAGUCUGAGCUGGAAGAUUUGCCAAACACCAUUUACACCAUGCCUCCCCCCACCACCAGCUCAAGCACUACCCCAGACAUGUACGAAGAUGACAGUGAGGCCACUACUGCUCUUCCCAUCCUUUCCACCUCUACAGUCUCUGAGGGGGCUUGGAAUUGGUGGUCCAGGCUCACCAGUUCCAGCCAGAAACCAGGAAAUCCAGAGGAUUCGGUCACAGACCACAACAUGCCCACAGAUUCCAGCUACCACAGUAAGGGAAAAGAACAACAGUACCCCUUUUGGGAAAAUUCUGAGUUUCCAGAGGAGGAGUUGGGGGAGGAGGAAAAGGACUAUGCAGAGUUCACACAGUCCCAAGACCCAACUGUUCCCACCCAACUUACUCCUUCCUGGCCACCCCGGAGCGAGGGUGGACAGAGCGGUGACAUGGUGGAUUCUGUCCAGGAGGACAGUGGGCACAAUAAGAGCAGCACUUGGAUCCUGGUGGGUCUCCUAGUGCCUAUCUGCAUCUUUAUCCUGGUGAUGGUGGCACUGGGCAUCGUCUACUGCACCCACUGUGCUGUUCAGCCACGCAAUAAAAAUGUCACUGACUGCUACCACUGGAUCUCGGGAGCUCAUGAUAAACAGGGAGCUCCUAACCCCUCGGCAGGGGUCAAGACCCAUGUUUAAAGAGAGGAGAGGAAAACUGACAUUCACAUAAACUUUGUUUCAGAGGUAAGCAGGAGUAAUAAACGUGGGAACAGACUAAAUAUUUCAUCCUCUCUGACUGUAACUACCCACUCUCUGAACACAUUUGGAUAUUACUGUUGAAUAUAAACUGAUGGAGGUGGCGAAGAGACAAUGAAAACCACUGACUUUUUUCUUUUUGGAAUGGGAAGACUGUGAUUUGAACUGCUUUGAUAAUUCAUACACUGAUCUGGUUUACUCAUGAUUGGACAAGGCUGCACAGUUAUUAAAUAUUGCCAUCUCAUUAGUUAAUGCCAAUUACUGAAAUCUAAUAUCUGAGGAUGAUGUGCGUAGACUUUUAUUCAGCAUUUCAUCAUUUCACAGCUGGAGCCAGAUCCUGCUAAGAGCUGUGGAAAUUGUUGCAUUGAUGGCAAAAGCAUUCUGCCUUUUUUUUUUGGGUAGAUUUGGCAAAGCUUGACCAUGAAGUCUCUCUCCAAUGCAAAAUCCUUAGGCUCAGUUCAUUUCACUAGCAUAUCACUGUAAAUAAAUGUUAGCUGUUAUAAUUAAAUGUAUGUAAACUGUAUGGAGACUAUAAGCAAAUGCCCCCCCCCCCCCCCCUCCCCAAGAGAAAAGACAUUCUGUAGUCACAUGAUCAUGCUGGGAAAGUAAUCAAGUCACUGUACUUCAAAAGAGACCAAAACCUUCUUUGUAUAUUGUGGUUUUAUUGUAUUUAUGUUGUCUGCAUACGUGUCACCAGCCAUUUUUAUUUCCUAUUUUUAUUUUAACAGUAACACUGUUUGUUGACCCCAUAAACUUGACUGAUCUGUACAGGAAUGUCUGUCCACACAUGGGUAUAUUUUUCCUCACUCAUGUCCAGUUUUACAGCACUUCUCCUUUCCUUGAGUUUUCUUUUUUCUUUUUUUAAGUUAAACGUGCAGAUGUUCACAUUUGCACAAGGAAUGUUGUAGGGGCUGUUUAGUUGCUGUUAGCCUUGACCUUGCUCAUAGAGCGGCCAUCAAUCACCCUUCGUAACCCCUAAUUAAUUAACGCACCCACCCUGCCCCCUCACGAAGGUUGUGUUUUAGACCAGCCCUGGAAGGUUUUCAUGGCUAUGUUGGAUCACAUUCAGCCGUGCAAGGACAUUAGGGUGUAUGAAUUUUAUAAGAAGGAAAAAAGAAAAAAAAUUCAAGGCACUUACAUUCCAAAUUUACACAUGAAAUAUGUCUUGUGUGUCUUUGUUUUAUUGAUAGACUGUGAAAUGUAAGAAACAUCUGAUGUCUUUUAUUUUGACAUGUUAAUAAAUUGUGAAUUUAAAGGUUUGAAAGGA
Messenger RNA from Toxotes jaculatrix (banded archerfish), 3847 nucleotides. RefSeq names its product CD248 molecule, endosialin a (gene cd248a). The record is from RefSeq and is a predicted model, not a curated record. Lineage: Eukaryota; Metazoa; Chordata; Actinopteri; Toxotidae. Gene Ontology annotation, biological process: cell migration. Gene Ontology annotation, molecular function: extracellular matrix protein binding; calcium ion binding; extracellular matrix binding. Gene Ontology annotation, cellular component: extracellular matrix; external side of plasma membrane. The coding region runs from base 190 to 2523 and encodes 777 amino acids. The transcript has a single exon.